CUGGCUGCUGGUCAGACUAAGGGAGACAGAGACAGAAGAGAGACAGGGUUCAAGGGACUUUACUCGCUCCUGGAUGGUGAAUCCACAGAGCUCUGUGGGGUCAGAGGCAUACCACUGAGCUUAAGACAUCUACAGACACAAUAACAACACUCCAAGACAUACAGACAGACACAGACCUGGAGCAGAUCCAGGAUGGAGCUAUACCUGGCCUUUAUGCUGGGGAUCCUGCCCACUGCAGCUCAAGAAUGGCGGCGUCCUGUGAUCAAGUUAAACUCAGAGGUCGUGGUUGGGCCUGACGUAGUACUGAACCCUGGCACCCCAUUGGUCCUGAAGUGUGAGGGGGAUGGGCCAGUCAACUGGCUGACCCGGUUAUCCAAACACAAGAGCUUAAUCUCCAAGGGCAACGGGAGAGUCAGAACCUUCAGGGUGGAACGUCCCUCUGCAGAACACACCGGGACAUAUAAGUGUGAAUAUACUAGUGGGAACGUCAAGGGUCGGGACUUGUUCUCUACUGUGCACGUCUAUGUGAAAGACCCAGACAGCCUGUUUUGGACCAGCAGCACAUCCCUGCAUGUGGUGAGGAAGGAGGGGGAGGACCACCUUCUCCCCUGCAUGCUGACCGACCCAGAGGCCACAGACUUGGGGCUCCGCAUGGACAACUGUACCUCUGUGCCCCCAGGGAUGAACUACAUAGCAGACCCCCGCAGAGGCAUCCUCAUCCGCAACCUCCACCCCAGCUACAAUGCUGACUACGUCUGCAGCGCCAAGCUCCACGGGGUGGAGAGGACAUCCAAGGCUUUCAACCUCAACAUCAUCCAAAGGCUGCGUUUCCCACCUUAUGUAUUCCUGGAGAUGGACGAGUAUGUUCGUAUCGUGGGUGAGAAGCUGAGCAUCCACUGCACCACACACAACCCCAACUUCAACUUUAAUGUCACGUGGAAUUACAGCUCCAAAAAGAGAUUUACCAUAGAGCAGAAUGUCCAAUCAGUGGACACUAACCGUCUGGACAUUGAAAGCAUCCUGACCAUCCCUGCAGUGGACCAGUCAGACACAGGCAACAUUACCUGCAUCGGCACCAACGAGGCUGGAGUGAACAAAUCUACCACCUCUCUGCUGGUUGUAGAGGAGCCCUACAUCCGUCUUUCUCCCCAGCCGUCCUCCAAGCUGGCUCACCAGGGCCUGUCCAUUGAGGUGAACGAGGGGGAGGACCGGAAGCUCAGUGUCCUGAUCGAGGCGUACCCCCAGAUCAUAGGCCAGCACUGGGAGACCCCUACAGCCUCCUCCACGCAGGAACAAACCUUUACACGCUAUAACAAUAGGUAUUCCGCUACCCUGCUGCUCAAGAGGAUGAUUACACAGGAGCAGGGCCAGUACACCUUCUAUGCCAGGAGUUCCAUGGCCAACGCAUCCAUUACAUUCCAAAUCCAAAUGUAUCAGAGGCCGGUUGCCGUGGUGAGAUGGGAGAACAUCACCACCCUCACGUGCACGUCGUUUGGUUACCCUGCUCCCAUAAUCCUCUGGUACCAGUGCUCUGGAAUCCGAACCACGUGCAAUGAGAAUGCAACAGGUCUCCAGAUGCCUGCUCCUCUCUUGGCCCAAACGGUCGAGGUCCAGAGGGAGGAGUACGGAGCGGUCGAGGUCCAGAGCGUCCUGACAGUGGGACCAUCCAGUCGUAGGAUGACCGUGGAGUGUGUCGCCUUCAACCUGGUUGGCGUCGGUAAAGACACCUUUGCCAUGGAAGUUUCCGAUAAAAUGUUCCCCUCCACCCUAUCGGGAGCAGCUGGUGUUCUGGCCUUCCUCCUCCUGCUACUCAUGGUCCUGCUCUACAAGUACAAGCAGAAACCGAGAUAUGAGAUCCGGUGGAAGAUCAUCCAGGCCAAUGAAGGAAACAACUACACCUUUAUCGACCCAACUCAGAUGCCGUACAAUGAGAAGUGGGAGUUUCCCAGGGACAAGCUCAAGCUAGGGAAGAUCCUAGGAGCCGGGGCCUUUGGGAAGGUGGUGGAGGCCACAGCCUAUGGUCUGGGGGAGGACGACAACGCGAUGCGAGUGGCUGUAAAGAUGCUCAAAGCCAGGGCCCACUCAGAUGAGAGAGAGGCUUUGAUGUCAGAACUGAAGAUCCUGAGUCUCCUGGGACAGCACAAGAACAUUGUCAACCUCCUGGGAGCCUGCACUCAGGCGGGACCUGUACUGGUGAUCACUGAGUACUGUAGUUAUGGCGACCUUCUGAACUUCCUGCGACACAAGCAGGAGACCUUCCUGAACUUUGUCAUGAACAUACCAGAGGUACCAGAAGAGACCAGUGACUACAAGAACCUCUGUGAGGGGAAACAGUUCAUCAGAAAUGAUAGUGGGAUAGCCAGUGUGUGUUCUGACAGCUACCUGGAGAUGAGGCCUGGUCCCCAGCCUGUCAACUCCUCUCUGGACUCUGUGUGUGAGGAGGGUGGGCCGGACUCGUGGCCGUUGGACAUGGAUGACCUGCUGAGGUUCUCCUACCAGGUGGCUCAGGGCCUGGACUUCCUGGCAGCCAAGAACUGUAUUCACCGGGACGUUGCAGCCCGGAACGUUCUCCUGACAGACCGCCGUGUGGCUAAGAUCUGUGACUUCGGCCUGGCACGUGACAUCAUGAAUGACUCCAACUAUGUGGUGAAGGGCAAUGCGCGUCUGCCAGUGAAGUGGAUGGCUCCAGAGAGUAUCUUUGACUGUCUCUACACUGUCCAGAGUGACGUCUGGUCCUAUGGGAUCCUGCUAUGGGAGAUAUUCUCUCUAGGAAAGAGCCCCUACCCCAGUAUCCUGGUGGACACUAAAUUCUACAACAUGAUAAAGUGUGGUUAUCAGAUGUCUCGACCAGACUUCGCACUUCCAGAGAUGUAUACGAUCAUGAAAAUGUGCUGGAAUCUGGAGCCAACAGAGCGACCGACCUUCAGCAAGAUCAACCAGCUGAUUGAGAGACUACUGGGUGAGCAGCCAGAACGUCCAGAUCAGUGUUCUGCUCUCCUGUCCCAGCAGCACCAGAACGUCCAGCUGCAGCAGGACAUGAUGGUUGAGGAGUUGGAGCCGUGUGAUGAUGAUGAUGAGCCUAAGUGUUGUGAUGGCUCCUGUGACCAGUUGUGUGAGCACGAAGAGGAGGAGCAACCGCUGAUGAAGACCAAUAACUAUCAGUUCUGCUGAAAAGCAUAAUUCUAUUUCUAUGUCUGACAUCAUCAAACUAUCCACAUUCUGAUAUGGAAUUCGUCCACAUUCUAUCGUCUCCUGCUCACUGUAGAAUCAUUCUGGGAGCAGGAGAAGAUAUUUUUACGCCCAGUUUUACACUGUAGACAGGCAGCUGAGAGAGUCAUGUCAUGUGACUUGUUAUAUCCCAUGACAAGUUUUGGAAAAACAAAAGGAGAGAAUUCAUCUAAUCACAGAUAGUGCCUUAGUUGUGUAGUUAAUAUAUAUAAUGCCAUAUUUUACAUAAAUUACUCUUCUUUGUUGUAUGCUUUGGAGAUUAUCUUUUAAAUCUAUGCACUAAAGAUGCAUCUACCCUGCCUGACCAGAUUGUGUUGCUCACAGUUUUUUGUAGGCUAUUUGUCCUCUUUAUGUACAUUAUAUUCUUCUGUAGCCACUAUGGAUAGGGUUGAUUUCUUAUUUGUGGGAACUGGGAACGAAUGCUGCUGUGGUGUUUCAAUUUACAUUUGUCAGCGGGUUCACUUUCACAUUGUAGGAUGACCUUUUCUCAACAUGCUACGCAGCAGCAAGACAGUAGCAAACAAUGCAAUAGUAUAAUUUCUGCUACAAUAUAUUUGAACAUAUUCUAUAUUUGUAUGAUGGCUUAGUUUGAUGCUGGACGUAAUAACAUGAGAUAAAAUCUAACUGGGGACCACAUUCCAUGUAUUGUCCUUCAGCUUAAAACCUGCUGCAUGAAUCAUUGAAAUGGAUUGUGUGACGCUAUUUACAUCAAUGAAAGCAGGUGUAUUGGUUUUUUUAUCUCUAGCGAUAGUAGUUUCGUAUGACAGUCACAAUAUCUUCAGAGUUACUCUCUCGUGGACACAAUCACGCAGCUGACUAAAUGAUGCAAGAUUUUAGUUGUGGGUUAACCAAUAUUACUUCAGACUCAGCCAGUCGAUGGCAACGUGAUUGUCAUAUGCUACAGUACAGAAUGAAAGGCAGAUAAAACUGUAUAGGGAAAUCCGUGGAUCCAAGUAUAGACAACACAAAGGCUUUGUUUUUGAUUGACUCAAUCGAUUGUUCAUUUCUAUAACACUCAAUAUUUUGAUGUUCAUUAAUUGAUCAGUUCAUAAUUUCUGGGGGUAAAUUAUGCAAAAAAAAAUGUUGAUUCAUUGUAUUGAAUGUAGAAUUCAGCUAAUACUGCCUACUGUAAUUAUGAUGAUUGCAGAUACAAGCUCUACGUCAGAGUGAAAAGCUAUAUGUCAGAAUUGUUGUAAGACAUUUACUUGGAUUGUCAGCAGCUAUUCUGACUACUGAGUAGAAAGGAAAUAAAAGUAUGAGCUUUUUAUUAAAGGGAAAUUUCAAAAAUGUU
Messenger RNA from Coregonus clupeaformis (lake whitefish), 4519 nucleotides. RefSeq names its product macrophage colony-stimulating factor 1 receptor 1-like. Gene Ontology annotation, molecular function: macrophage colony-stimulating factor receptor activity; cytokine binding; ATP binding. The transcript has 22 exons. Lineage: Eukaryota; Metazoa; Chordata; Actinopteri; Salmoniformes; Salmonidae. The coding region runs from base 193 to 3171 and encodes 992 amino acids. The record is from RefSeq and is a predicted model, not a curated record. Gene Ontology annotation, biological process: positive regulation of kinase activity; osteoclast differentiation; multicellular organism development. Gene Ontology annotation, cellular component: signaling receptor complex; CSF1-CSF1R complex.